Molecule: messenger RNA, 2982 nt
Organism: Lytechinus pictus (painted urchin)
Lineage: Eukaryota; Metazoa; Echinodermata; Echinoidea; Temnopleuroida; Toxopneustidae
Product: regulator of microtubule dynamics protein 1-like
Exons: 9
Coding region: 498-1451 (317 amino acids)
Cellular component (GO): mitotic spindle pole; cytoplasm; spindle microtubule
Molecular function (GO): microtubule binding
Source: RefSeq, a predicted model, not a curated record
UAGAACCGUCAAGGCACUAUAGAAAAGAGCCAGCAGAGAACAUGCGCUGCAUGUAAUGUUUACAAUUCUCAGUGCAUGCCGGCCGGAGCGGCCUUGUCCCCAUUCACUGUUGGUUGAUUGACAGUUCUCGCUUGCGUGUCCGUUACGAUCUCAACGCAGAGGGAGGCAUACAAUUUUAUUUUCAAAUCGGGAUGUCACAGUAAUUUGGGAAAUCGUCUAGUAGACGAGUUCUAAUAUAAUCACAUUUUCAUACCUACUAACAACUUUUCAUUCAAAAUAAAGAUGAUUUCUAGGGUUUCUUAGAACAAGUACAUAAACUCAUAAACAUAAUUCAUCUUAAUUUGAGAAUUUUUUAAAUCAGCUUCUCACAAUGUUAAACGAUCCCUUUAAGCAUGCUUAUCUCGUUUAUGGAAUACGGGCCCUGGCCCUGUGCGUGCAAGGCUUAGCUGUACUGUAGCUGUGGAGUGUUGGAAGUUGCUGUUCAAUUCAUCUCAACUAUGGCUGGAAGGAUAGGUUUACGCAGAUAUUCUUUCCUUCUAGGUUUAAGUCAGAGGAUAAGUUACCAAGAUAGAGUGAGACAGCUGCGAAAUUCCUGGAAGGUAUCAAGAUUAUGGCAGGUAUGUGCUCGUCAUUCAACAAAGCUGAAACUUGGAUCAUUCUUCACAACAUCUCUUACUGUUUCUCGAGGCUUCAGUCUCUGGUCUGGUAAACCAAAAGAGACGGUGCCAGUUGCAGAGCCUGUCUCUAUCUCUCCUGACGUUGCAGCAGCAGAAGAAGCUGACCGACUGUAUGAUGCCAACAAGUCCACUGAGCUGUACGAUCAUCUUGUGCGCUUCAAGGACACUACAAAUGAUGAGCUUCUAUGGCGUCUUGCGAGGGCUUGCCGCUGUGUGGCCCAGCUAUCUAGCACCAGUAAAGAGGACAAAAAGAGACUGACCUACGAAUCCCUGGACUUUGCCCAGAGGGCUCUGAAGGCAAAUGACAACAAUUUUGCAAGCCAUAAGUGGUAUGCUAUUUGCUUGAGUGAAGUAGGAGACUACGAAGGAAUGAAGCAGAAGAUUCUGAAUGCAUUUGUCAUCAAGGAUCAUUUCCUGCGAGCCAUUGAAUUGAACCCACAGGAUGCCACAUCUGUUCAUUUGUUAGGUCUGUGGUAUUUCACAUUUGCCGAUAUGGCAUGGUAUCAGAGGAAAAUAGCUUCAGCUGUCUUUGCCUCACCUCCGACAGGAACUUAUGAAGAGGCUCUGAGAAUGUUCCUUUCUGCAGAGAAAGUUUCCCCAAACUUCUACAGUAAGAAUCUGUUAAUGCUUGGCAAGACGUAUCAAAAGACUGGUGACAACAAGUCGGCUCUACUCUUCUUGACCAAAGCCCGUGAUUACCCUGUCAAAACAGAAGAAGAUAAUCAGGUUAAGGAAGAGGCCAAGACAAUUCUAGCAUCCAUGGGUCACAAGUAACCAUGACAACAAUCCAUUCCACUGCCUAUAUGCCAAUUUUCUCCAAAAGUGUGAAAUAUGCACAUACAGCUCUGUACUUAAUUGACAAAAUGCAGUUGAACUGUUAAAAUGUUUAUUGUUUGUCUAUCUGGAGUGUGUUAAAAGCUUUGAUGCUGGAAUAGCAGUGUUAUUCCUCAGUGUCAGAUGUAUCUCGUGUAUACAUAAUAUAUCCAUCUCUGAAUUCACAUUGCAGUGUUGUACUAGUUUUUAAAAAGGGUAUUACAUCUGUGCAUUUGUACCUCAUCCGUGAGUGAUAUUCAGGUAUUAGUAUCGGCUAGCAUUAUUAGAGAUUAUUAUCGAAAGUUGGUGGACCGGGACAGCACAUCGUCUUAGGAUUCAGGCCGGACAAAAAAUUGCAAAUAUGUCGUUUGUCCAGAGUCCAGGAUGACGCUACUGUUUUGAUUCACCGAUUUUCGACAAAAGCUGCUUUGUCAUUAGGGCUUUUGACAAAAGAUUCUCUGAGUUAGAGGUGCAUCUAUCUGCAAAGUGAUUGCUAACAUGCCCCAAUAUUCCUGUAUCUGUUACCCUAUUUCUUGUAUUUAUGUAAUGUAUGUUUAUUUAUUGCUUUUAUGUGGGUACCAUCAUACUGUGUGCAAUGGAUAGAGUCUCCCUUUUGUUAUUCAAGAUAUCCUACCUUGAUUUGGAUGAUAUUAUUAUUAUUAUUAUUGAAGAUUGGCAAGACUAAAUGUUUCUUUUAAGUUUUUACUUAAAGAUAUCAAGACCAUUGUAGAAAGAGUUGCUGCUAUACACAGCUAAAACAAAUCAAGCACAAGUCCAAAAUAGGCACUUCUGAUUGGUUCUCUAAAUGAAGGUGUAUUUGAUUUUUGGAGUUGAUUGCAACUCUAUGUGCCACUGGUUUCAGGAUUUAACCCAUGAUUCGGGGGUUAUGGAAAAGUCAUAAUCAUCAUCAACAUCAAAUCAUAUGUUCAGCAUCAACAUCAUCAUCAUAAUCAUCAUCGUCAUCAUUGUCAUCAUAAUCAUCAAAAUCAUCAUCAUCAUCGUCUUCACCACCACCACCAUCAUCAUCAUCAUCAUCACCACCAACAUCAGCAGCAGCAUCAUUAUCACCAGCCCCAUCAUCAUCUUCAUCACCAUAAUCACCAUCCUCAUUCAGUAUUCCUCUCACCUCUCUCCCUGUCUACUAUCUAUGUAUUGUACAUGCCAUUCCAUAUUAUGUGACAUUUGCAGACCAAUAUAUCUUAAUGAGAUUUGAUCUCGUGUUGUGUACUUGUGUUUUUACUUUUACCCUUGUUGGUUUCAGGCUAAAUGCUGAACAGUUUUAUACUUGAAAUUAGAUUUGAAUUCAAUUUUGUAUUCUUUUUGUUCGGAAAGAUGCUGAUAUAUCCCCAUUUAUUGAUUAAUGUAUUGAAUAAAGAUAUAGUAUUUCCUGUUUUACAGGAGAACUUAACUCUUGAUUGAUAUAAAUGUGUUAAAUUUUGAAUUUCCAAAAAUUCAAUUAAACUUUGAAAUUAUGUUGUAUAUAAUUCUUCUU